AUGUGCUACCCAUGCAUACCGAAGAAGGCACACGUGAACAAUCGCAGCCUUCCGUCAACUGCUACUCUAGAGAGAUGGGAUUGUAUCAACGUGUACGCCCUCGAUGAGCGACGAGUGGUGAAGAGAUGCGAGGGCGACAAUGACACCGAGAUUCGUGCGGAGUGGGAAGUUUCUGACCUCCUGGGCCGCCACCACGACAUUGCGGAAUUUCUGGGCGCCCUGGACGACGGUUCCAUCGUCCUCGAGCGCGGACAGGUACUUCGAGAUCGACUCUCCGAGCAGACGAGCGCCUGUACGCGAGCGGCCAAUUUCCGGACGUGGAGGAUCUGCCCAUGGGAUCCUUGA
Exophiala oligosperma is the source of this 345-nucleotide messenger RNA. RefSeq lists its product as uncharacterized. NCBI's taxonomy places the organism in Eukaryota, Fungi, Ascomycota, Eurotiomycetes, Chaetothyriales, Herpotrichiellaceae. Bases 1 to 345 code for a protein of 114 amino acids. The record is from RefSeq and is a predicted model, not a curated record. The transcript has a single exon.